AUGGAAAAGGAUGGGUUUUCUAUCGAAUCUGGUGAUUAUGAAGUUAAGGAUUCUCCUUAUGGUCUUUCGAUUCGGUUUUCUGAAAAUGUUAAGAAUAAGAUCUAUAGACCUUGGAAAAGUUCUGUGAUUAUCCAAUUUGUAGGGAAGACUCAUACCUAUAAUUUUGUCCUUGCUCGGUUGAAGCAGCGUUGGAGACUUAAGGGACCAAUGCAAUUGGUUGAUUUAGACAAUGGGUUCUUCAUUGUUCGUUUUGUUCUUGAGGAGGACUUGCUGUAUGUGUUAACUGGGGCUGAGGAGCAUGUCUCCCGUAUUACUGUUUGGGUACGCUUGUCUGGUAUGGGAGUUGAAUUUUUCAAUUCGGAGACUAUAAAGUGUAUUGGGGAUUUGAUUGGCUCAUCGUAUAAGGUGGAUGUUCAUACUGUAGGUCAGAUGAGAGGUAAGUUUGCAAGGGUCUGUGUUGAAAUUGAUUUGAAUAUGCCUCUCGUCCCUUACCUGGUUGUUGAAGGUAGGCCUGUGAGAGUGGAAUAUGAAAAUCUACCUGUGAUUUGUUUCAAUUGCUGCAAAGUUGGGCAUAGUAAAGAGUAUUGUCCUUUUGCUAACCCUGUCCAUAAGGGUGAUAUGGAUAUGACUGGGGAUACUCAAGAUGAGAUGCAUUCUCAUCAAGUGGAGAAGUUACGUAAGAUGCGGCUUGAUGAUAAUCAAAGAGGCCCAAUUGAUCCCACUGGGGAUAAGGCAGGUUUUGGUAUCUGGAAUGUUGUGCCGACUAGAAAAGCUUGGAAGAAGAAUUUUAAAAAUGGGACUGCUGCUAGUAAAGAUAAAGGAAAAGGUGCUAGCCCUGAGAUUGUCCAAAUGAGGCAGGAGAAGGUGUUUGAUUCUAGCAAUGCUUUGCUUCAGAAAGAUAAAAAGGAAGUUGGUCAAAAGGUUAUUUCUGAGGAUGGGAUCUAUGAUGCUUCUGGUUCUAGAUUUAAUAUCUUGGAGAAUGAUUGUUUUGAUAGUGAGCAAGAGCAUGUUUUCGGGACGUUGGAGAAUCUUCUGUCAAUUAAUGGGAAGGCUAUUCAAAGUAAAGAUGAUGGUGGUGGGAAUGAUCUAAUUCCUCCUAAUAAGGGCAAGAAAAAGGUUGGUAGGCCGAGAAAAGUUUUGUCUGAUAUUUCAAAUAAAUCUUCUUCUAGGCCUGCUAUUGUUUUGAGGCCUCGCUCGAAGAAUUCUCCGCAUGAUUCUACUAUAACUUCUAUGUCUGAGCUGGACCAAGCUUUGUGUAAUCUUAGGAGGCCUGUGACUAGCUUUGAUAAUGAAGGUUUGGAAACUGGGGAGGUUGUUGCUCGCAGCAAUGACUUUUCUUCCACUACUAUGACUCGAGCUCCAAAUAUUAUUUCUAGGGUUUCUAGAGAUGAUGAUCAGGAUAUGGAAAUUCAGGACUUGAGGGACUCUGAGAGUGUGCAGCUGGAUUUUAAAGUUGGUAAAGCUCUUAUCGCUGAUGUAUCUGCUUGUUGUGCAGAGGAUGGCAAGGCUCAAGGUUUCUCGGGUGGUAUUUGGCUGCUGUGGGAUGAUGCUAAAUUCAACUUGAGAGUCAUUCACUGUAUGGAUCAAGCUGUUUCUUUAUCUAUUAUUGCUGCUUCUUGGAAUCUUCCUUGGGUUGUCUGUGGGGAUUUUAAUGAUAUCUUGUUUGAGGAUGAAAAACUUGGAAAAUUAUCUGGUAAAAGUAGAGGGUUCAAGGACUGGUUUGAUCAGCAUGGACUUAUCGACUUGGGUUUUUUGGGACCCAAGUUUACUUGGGUUAAUAAGAGAGUUGGUGGUGAUUUUGUGAUGAAGAGAUUGGAUAGGGCUAUUUGUAACAAGGAGUGGAGGGUUUUAUUUCCUGAAGCUUUCAUGAGGCAUCUGCCUAGAAGAUGUGCUGAUCAUAGUCCUCUUUUGAUUAGCCUUAUUUCUGAUAAGAUUCCUUCUUCUGAGCUUAAACCUUUUAGAUUUGAGGCAAUGUGGCUUAAACAUUGCUUAUUUCCUAAGUUCAUCAAAGCGGAGUGGAAGAAUUUGGAAGGUUCAGUUUCUAAUAAAUUGGAUAAUUUGAUUCCCCUACUUCGGGAGUGGAAUACUCAAGUCUUUGGUCAAAUUUUUCAAAAGAAAAAGAGAAUUCUUGCUAGGCUUCAAGGUAUUCAAAGGUCUCUUUGUAAGGGUUUUUCCCCUUUUUUGAGCAAUCUUGAGAAGCAUCUGCAGCAGGAGUUUGAGGAUUUAUUGGAUCAGGAGGAUGUGUUUUGGAAACAAAAAUCUCGAGUUUCGUGGCUGCAGGGUGGGGAUGGAAAUACCAAGUUCUUUCACAUUACGACCCUUGUCAGAAGGAGAAGGAAUAGGAUUGAAAGGCUUAAAGAUAUUAAUGGGGAUUGGAUCUCUAGUAAAGAAGGUUUGAAAACGCUUGCUAUUGAGUAUUUUCAUGGGCUUUUUUUGGAUGAUGUUGUUGAUAUCAUUCGUAGUCCUUUGCCUUCUCUUUUUCCUCAUAUUCCUGAGGCUGAUUUGGCUGCUGUCAGUAAGGAGGUGACUGAAAAGGAGGUGCAGGAUGCUCUCUUUGCUAUUGGUCCCUACAAGGCCCCUGGUUCCGAUGGAUAUUCUGCUAUCUUUUUCCAUAAUUGUUGGUCUCUUUGUAGGAAAGACAUUGAAGUUUUGGUGUUUAAGUGUUUCUCUAGUGGUUCCGUUCCAGAGUAUCUGAACAGUACUCUUGUUACUUUGGUUCCUAAAAUCACUAAUCCUCAGAGUAUGCUGCAGUUCCGGCCAAUUAGUCUUUGUAACACUUUAUACAAAGUUGUUUCUAAGAUCAUUGUUGGAAGGGUCAGACCUCUUAUGUGUAAGCUUGUUAGCCCUAAUCAAGUUAGCUUUGUUCCUGGAAGGCAAAUUUCAGAUAAUAUUUUCAUUGCCCAAGAGGUUUUGCAUAGAUUCUAUAGAGCAAGAGGUAAAACCGGGUAUAUAGCUUGGAAAAUUGACCUCUCUAAGGCUUAUGGUAGAAUGAAAUGGUCUUUUAUUGAGCAAACGCUUGAAGAAAUUGGUAUUGGGGAAACUUCUCUUCAACUUAUUAUGAGUUGUGUCAAGAAUGUCUCCUACAAAGUAAUCAUGAAUGGGGAGCUUACUGAGAGUUUCAAACCUCAAAGAGGUGUUAGACAGGGUGACCCUCUUUCCCCUUACCUUUUUGUUUUAUGUAUGGAAAAGCUUAGUCACAUCAUUGCUGCUAGGGUGUUAAAGAAGGAGUGGAAAGCUGUUAGGGCAGCGAGGUCUGGUCCUUUAAUCUCGCAUCUAUUCUUUGCAGAUGACUUGAUUCUUUUUGGUGAGGCUUCUAUUCAGCAAGCUAUGGUUAUGAAAAAUUCUCUUGAGGAGUUUUGUGAGCUCUCUGGGCAGCAAGUGAACUUUGAGAAAUCUUUGUUGUACAUAUCUGCUAAUACUAAGCCUGAUCUUGUUGAUCAAAUUGAGCAAACUUGUGGUGUCACCAGAUCCACUGAUAUGGGGAAUUAUCUAGGAGUUCCCCUUGUCCAAGGGAGGGUUACCAAGGCUACGUAUAAGGGGGUUCUAAUUAAAGUUCAGGCUAAACUUUCUGCUUGGAAAAGUCAGUUGCUUUCUAUGGCUGGUAGAAUCACUUUAAUCCAGUCUGUUGUUUCUUCUAUUCCACUUUAUACUAUGCAGACGGCUAAGCUUCCUCAAGCUCUUUGUGAAGAUCUUGACAAGUCUUCUAAAAGUUUUCUUUGGGGAAGUAGUGAGAACCAUCAUAAAACUCAUUUAGUUAAAUGGGAUACAGUUUGUUUGCCUAAACGUUUAGGAGGUUUGGGUAUUAAAAAAGCUGCUCUUAUGAAUCAAGCUAUGCUAUCUAAAGCUAGUUGGAGAAUUGUGGCUGGGGACUCAGGUCUUUGGGCUGCGAUGCUCAGGAAAAACUCUUGGAAAGGGUUAAUCUAUGGAGCUGCCAUCUUGAAUAAUGGGCUGAAGUGGAGAGUGGGAGAUGGCACUAGAGUCAAAUUCUGGACUGAUACAUGGAUUGGUGAUGUUCCGUUGAUAGAUACUAAGUUUCCCUUAUCUGAUCAGUUGGACAAAUCUGAAACUGUGUCUAAUUAUUUUUCUAGGACUGGUUGGAAUAUUAAUAAGCUCCUGCAGGUUCUUCUUCCUGAAGCCGUUAUGCAGAUUGUUAGUAUUCAUGUUGAUAUUGAAGGGAAUUUACCCGAUACUUGUAUUUGGGGUCCCACUUCAAAUGGAGUUUUUUCUGUCAAGACUGCUUAUGAGUUAUCUGCUAGGUUUAAUGAUGUCCCUAGUUCUCCUUGGAAUUUCAUUUGGAAUUUGAAGAUCCCUCCUCGUGUUAAAAUGUUCACUUGGCUUCUCACUCAAAAAAAGAUCUUAACUAAUGUGCAGAGAGUUAGAAGGCAUCUUUCUAGAGACCCUUCCUGUCCUCUCUGUCAUUAUCAUGAGGAGUCUUUGCAGCAUCUCUUUAUUUCCUGUCCUCGUGUUAUUGCGCUUUGGAGAUCCUUCUAUUUACCUGAAGGAUUGCUCAAUUUCUUUUCCUCUGAUUUUGAUAGUUGGUUGAAGGAAAAUUUGUGUUGUAAUGCUGGGCACUUAAGGAAUUUGAAGUGGUGUAGUGUUUUUGCUGUUGCUUGCUGGUUCAUUUGGAAAUGGAGGUGUUGUUCUAUCUUUGAGCCUCAGUUCCAAAUGCCUUGUCGUCCUAAGCAGAGGAUUGUUGAGUAUCUUCUGGAAUGGGAUAAGGCUAAUAAUCUUUUAAAGAAGGCUACCUCUCAAACUCAGAUGUUCCUUGCUUGGCAGCCUCCUCCUUGUGGCUUCUCUAAGCUUAAUAUUGAUGGUUCUAGAGUGAGUGCCUCUGGGUGCAUUGCUGCAGGAGGUAUAAUUAGGAAUUCUGAGGGUAGCUGGAUAGCAGGUUUUUCUGCUAAUCUUGGUCAUGGUGAAGUCUUGGUGGCUGAAGCUUGGGCUUUAUAUUAUGGUCUUAAUCUUGCUUGGCAGAUGGGUUUGCGCCAGAUAACUGUUAAUUCUGAUUCUGCCCUUGUUGUUGAUACGAUUAAUGGAGAUUGGGUGGACUCUCAUCCUAUGUCUGUGUUGCUUACCAAGUGCAGAGAGCUUUUGAAAAGCCAGUGGAAUUGCAGAAUUCUUCAUGUCUAUAGGGAGACCAAUUUUGCUGCUGAUUUUCUAGCUAAGAUGGGUCAUCAUAGGGAGUUGGGUUACCAUGAGCUCUCUUCUCCCCCUGACCAAUUUUAG
Prunus dulcis (almond) is the source of this 5223-nucleotide messenger RNA. RefSeq lists its product as uncharacterized. Lineage: Eukaryota; Viridiplantae; Streptophyta; Magnoliopsida; Rosales; Rosaceae. The transcript has 5 exons. Bases 1 to 5223 code for a protein of 1740 amino acids. Gene Ontology annotation, molecular function: nucleic acid binding; RNA-DNA hybrid ribonuclease activity. The record is from RefSeq and is a predicted model, not a curated record.